CUUUGCCUGACUCAGAGACUGCCAGAAAGCAGAUCCUUUAUAUAGGCCAUGGGGUGUGGCUCCAUGACUCAGCACUUAUCCAGGCCUGCCCCUCCCUUCCUUCUGACGCCGCCGCCUAUCAAUUCUUCUGAAGCGAGGGUCACUCCAGUCGGCAGCUGUUGGUAAUUGACCUCCCUCAGGCUCACAUGCUGUGGGGGAGGGGGAGGGGUCUAGUUGCUCCGUUUGCCUGGGCAUGGAGCCAGGGCUGGGGCCGGGAGGUGCUCGCUCCUCCGCAGCCUGCUUGGGCAUGGAGCCAGGGCUGGGGCCGGGAGGUGCCCCCUCCUCCUCAGCCUGUCUGGGCAUGGAGCCAGGGCUGGGGCCGGGAGGCAUACUAGGACAUUCCUCAGCGUUCGGAAGCAGAUAAGAAGACCCCGGCUGCAGUGAGAGCGGGCAAGACACAACAUAGAUGGGACUACAACUCACCAUCUCCUGGUUUCUAGUCUAGUUUAGUGCCUUCACCACGAGACCAAACUGGUUCUUAAUAGCCAUUUACGUGGCUGAGAGGGAUUUACUAGCAUGAACUUAGUUGAAUCUGGGUUUUCUUGCCAUGGUUUUGGUUCAACCACCGUUUCUUACUGAUGUUCAGUUCAACAGAAAGAAAAAUGGGGAACCUUGUUGUCCUUUUUCAGACCUUUCAAUGUCUCAGCCAGGUGCUGACUCUAGCAGGAUUUACAUUCUUGGCAGACAUGGUUGAUUUAUCAACUAAAGCAGGUAUCUAAGCCGUGACAUCGAUCCUAGACUGCUUUUCAAUUUAAGAGAAUCAUUUACCAGUCUGGUUUAUUGAUUAGUUUACACCAAGCCAAGCAUCUAACCUUCAGUGGACUUUACUACUAAAUUCCCAAAGCACUCUUUGUUUAAAACAGCCCAUCCCCACAAAUGCCCUUCAGCCUGGUUUAUUUAAUUUGCAUUUCUGGUUUUCAAUAAACCCUCCCUCACCAUAUAUUGUAAACCAAGAUUUAGAACUAAACCAUUGUGGUUUAUUUAACAAAACAUAAUUAGAGAAAUCAGGGCUUCAUACAGCGCGGGAAUCCAUCUAAGGUGCAGAGAAGAGCAACAAAGAUGAUUAGGGGACUGGAGGCUAAAACAUAUAAAGAAUGUUUGCUGGAAUUGGGUAUGUCUAGCUUGACAAAAAGAAGGACUAGGGGGUGACAUGAUGGCUUUGUUCCAAUACCUCAGGGGCUGCCCCAAAGAAGAGGGAGUCAAGCUAUUCUCCAAAGCACCUGAAGGCAUGACAAGAAGCAGCGGGUGGAAAUUAAUCAAGGAGAGAAGCAACUUAGAACUAAGGAAAAAUUUUGUGACAUUUAGAACAAUUAAUCAGUGGAACAACUUGCCUCCAGAAGUUGUGAAUGCUCCAACACUGGAAAUUUUUAAGAAGAGAUUGGAUAACCAUUUGUCUGAAGUGGUGUAGGGUUUCCCACCUAAGCAGGGGGUUGGACUAGAAGACCUCCAAGGUCCCUUCCAAUUCUGUUAUUCUAGUCUAAUCUAGUCUAGUCUAAGGUGAACUGGGUUUUUCAACUUCUAGUUGACAUUCUUGUCAUAAGGCUUCAGAAACAGCGUUGAUAGAAUUCUCUGCCUAUAGUGAAUUUAGCAUGGACAUCUGUUUUGUAGACCAGCUGCAACUGGUCAUUCUCUCCUCCAUAUUUGAUCUAUGGAUUUGGUUUUAGGUGUGAUAGGGGAGGAACUCUUGAUGUCAAGACACCAAAAAGGGUGCAGAGAAGAUCCACAAAAGAUGAUUAGGGGCCUGGAGGCUAAACCAUAUGAUGAACGGUUGUGGGAACUGGGUAGGUUAAGUCUAAUGAAGAAAAGGAUGAGGGGUGAUAUGACAGCAGUCUUCUACUACUUGAGAGGCUGUGACAGUGAAGAUUGUUGUUGUUAGUUGCAAAGUUGUGUCCGACCCAUCACGACCCCAUGGACAACGUUCCUCCAGGCCUUCCUGUCCUCUACCAUUUAAGCUCACGCCAACUGCUUCAGUGACUCCAUCCAGCCACCUCGUUCUCUGCCGUCCCCUUCUUCUUUUGCCCUCAAUCUUUCCCAGCAUUAGGCUGGAAGCAUUAGACAGUGAAGAUAGGAUGGACUUAUUCCAUCCUCUGGGCCUCUGGUGGCUCAGACUGCUAAGACAGUCUGUUAUUAACACAGCUGCUUGCAAUUACUGCAGGUUCAAGUCCCACCAGGCCCAAGGUUGACUCAGCCUUCCAUCCUUUAUAAGGUAGGUAAAAUGAGGACCCAGAUUGUUGGGGGCAAUAAGUUGACUUUGUAUAUAAUAUACAAAUGGAUGAAGACUAUUGCUUAACAUAGUGAGUCUUCGGAGAAGGGCGGGAUAUAAAUGCAAAUAAAUAAAUAAAAAAUUCUCCAAAGCUGCUGAGGGCAGGACAAGAAGUAACGGAUGGAAGCUUAUCAAAGAGACAUCCAAUUUGGAACUAAGGAGAAAUUUCCUAACGAGAACAAUUGAUCAGUGGAACAGCUUGCCUUCAGAAGAAUUUUUUUUAAUAAGAGAUUGGACAACCAUUUGUCCAGAAUGGAAUGGGUUCUUCUGCUCAAGCAGGGGGAGUUAGACUAGAAAACCUCUUAAGGUCCUUCCCUAGUCCGGGUAUUCUGUGUUCUAAAUCCCCACCCCCUGGAAGGGGCAGAACUCCGCACGGAACCAAAGAAGAUAAAUAUUGCAGAAUGACAACAGGCAGCAAUCAGAUGUGCACAAGACAGAAACCUCAUCCGCUGAUACAAUGACCUGGGCACCUGAAUUAGGUCGUUCUCAGCAGAAUCCAACAGCUGGACUGGGGACCCGGAACCAGACCUGGUGGAUGGAUCUUCCCAGCUUUGCAGCCUGUUUUCAAAACACCGUUGCCGUUUGGAUCCCUUGUAUCUAUCUAUGGAUUUCUUUCCCCUUCUAUUAUCUUUACCUUCAGAAAAACCGCAGGGGAUAUAUCAGGAUGUCGGCUGUCUUCAAAGCAAAAAUGAUUCUUGCCUUUGUCUUGUUAGUGCUGUGUUUCUCCAUCAUCUCGUACCUCCUUUGGAAAGCUAACCAAGGGGUUUCACCAGGACCUGGGCUCAUCAUUAGCUCUACAAUUCAACUGGUCACAAUGGUCCUUGUGGUUUUUCUCACCCAGAUGGAACGGAUGAGAGGGGUCCAGUCUUCAGCUGUCUUGAUGGUCUUUUGGCUGCUGUCUCUCCUCUCCUCUAGUGUCUCUUCCAGCUUCAAAUUGCACCAAGCGAUGGAAGGGAGGUUCCAGGAACAGCCUUUCCAGCAACUGACUUCAUACAUUUACUUUGCUCUGGUUUUAUCGGAACUGGUCUUGUGCUGUUUUACAGAUCCCGCGCCUUUCUUUUCUAAAAUUAGCAAUGACUCAAAUCCUUGUCCUGAAUCCGGAGCCUCUUUCAUUUCCAAAAUCACAUUCUGGUGGUUUGCUGGACUGAUCUGGAAAGGCUACUGGGCUCCAUUAAAGCCAGAAGACCUGUGGUCACUAGCAAAAGAGAACUCUUCUGAAGAAAUCAUGGACAAGGUCAAAGAUGCUUGGGAUAAACGUUGUCCAAAAACUGAACAAAUGACCAAAAGGAGGCCAACCCAGAGAGAAAAUGCGGAUGAGACUGCCAUCUUGCUCCAACCGGAAGCUGGCAAGAGCAAAGAACUUCUAAAAACUUUCUGGACUGUUUUUGGAACUUAUUUUCUUCUGGCGACCCUCUGUUUGAUCACUUGUGAUGUCUUCUUGUUUUUGGUUCCAAAGACACUGAGUCUUUUCCUAGAUUUUAUCAACGACCAAGAAGCUCCUCUUUGGAUCGGUUAUUUCUAUGCCGUUGCGAUGUUCCUUUUGGCCUGUCUGCAGACACUGUUUGAGCAGCGGUACAUGUAUAUGUGUUUCAUGCUGGGCAUGAGGUUAAAAACAGCCAUCACGGGCCUUGUUUAUCGGAAGAUCUUGGUCCUGUCCAAUGCAGCAAAAAAUUCAACAUCUGUGGGCGAGAUUGUCAACCUGGUAUCUGUUGAUGUGCAGAAGCUGAUGGACCUAAUUAUUUAUUUUAAUGGGACUUGGCUUGCUCCUAUCCGGAUUGUCAUCUGCUUUGUCUUCCUUUGGCAGCUCCUCGGACCCUCUGCCUUGUCUGCUGUUAUCAUAUUUUUAGUUCUCUUACCUCUGAACUUUGGGAUCAGCAAGAAGAGAAGCCAGCUCCAGGAAGCUCAGAUAAAGUACAAGGACAGCCGUGCAAGGCUGACCAGCACCAUCCUCAGUGACAUGAAGGUCCUCAAACUUCAUGGCUGGGAGAAGAACUUCAUAAGCAAAGUGCUGGGCAUCCGAACUCAAGAACUUCAAGCUCUCAAGAUGUCGCAGUUCCUCUUCUCAGCUUCUCUUGCGUCUUUCCAGUCAUCUACUUUUCUGAUUUCAUUCAUCGUCUUUGCGGUCUACACAUUGUCAGAUAAGACAAAUGUCUUGGAUGCUAAGAAAGCUUUUGUUUCUCUUAGCUUGGUCAACAUUCUCAAUACUGCUCAUUCCUUCCUCCCAUUUUCCAUUAAUGCUGUUGUGCAGGCAAAAGUGUCCAUCCAUCGCUUAGCUACCUUUCUUUCUCUUGAAGAAUUAGAUCAAGCUCAGGUGGAUGUUGAGUCUUCGGACCGCAAUCCAAAUCCCAUCAUUGUCACAAAUGGAACUUUCGGCUGGUGCAGAGAAGGCAGUCCAUGCUUAAAUAGGAUAAAUCUUACCGUACCUCGGGGCAGUCUGUAUGCCGUGGUGGGUCAAGUGGGCGCUGGGAAAUCCUCCCUGCUCUCAGCAUUACUUGGUGAGCUGCAAAGGAUUGAAGGUUCUGUAGUAAUGAAGGGCACAAUAGCGUUUGUUCCCCAGAUAUCCUGGAUACAAAAUGCUUCUGUGGAAGACAAUGUCGUAUUUGGGAGGAAAAUGGAGAGGACGUGGUACAACCAGGUGGUCAAAGCCUGCGCCCUGCAGCCUGACAUAGACGGUUUUCCAGCUGGAAGCCAGACAGAAAUUGGAGAGAAGGGCAUCAAUCUUUCUGGAGGACAGAAGCAGAGGCUCAGUCUGGCUCGUGCAGUUUAUACGAAUGCCUCAGUUUACCUACUGGACGAUCCCCUCUCUGCUGUGGACGUUCCAGUUGGGCAGCACAUUUUCAACCAAGUUCUUGGACCAAACGGCUUGUUGAAGGAAAAGACUCGCGUCCUGGUGACCAACACCAUCCACAUUCUACCCAAGGUGGACAACAUCAUUAUGAUGGAGAAUGGAGAAGUCUCUGAGAUGGGCUCUUGGCAAGAACUGAUGCAAAAGCAAGGGGCAUUUGCCGACUUCCUGAGGUCCCAGAACCUUGAAGAAAAAGAAGAUCAGGAUUUCCAAGUUAUUGCUGAUCCUCCCAAAGAUGCAGGAAACAUUAAGACGAUCUCCACAACUCCUGUGACCCAUCAUGAAACCCCUGGAAAAUCAAGAGAGCCUUUGGCCAAGAGAGACAGCUACAAGCCAACAGAGGAAGAAGGAAGAAGAGUGAUGGCAGAAGACGAGAAGCAGAAGAGUGGACGGGUAAAGAUUUCGGUAUACCUGACAUAUCUGAGAACAGCAGGGUCGUUCUUCUGGGUUUAUAUUGUACUGCUGUUUGCCUGCCAGCAAGUUUUCUCAUUCUGCCGCGGCUACUGGCUCAGCCUGUGGGCCAAUGACCCUGUUUCCAAUGGGACACAACCUCAUACCCAGCUCCGCGUGGGUGUCUUUUUUCUCCUGGGAGUCACGCAAGCCAUUGGGAAAUUUGGGUCAGUUGCUGCGGUGUUUUUGGCCGGGAUCGUCGCUUCCCGUAAGCUCUUCCAGCAGCUCCUGUUGGAUGUUCUCCGGUCUCCAAUGAUCUUCUUUGAGCAGACUCCCAGCGGUAACCUACUCAAUCGUUUCUCCAAAGAAAUGGACGCAAUUGAUUCCAUCAUCCCGGAUAAGCUGAAGUCUCUGUUGGGCUUCCUGUUUAACCUUCUGGAGAUCUACGUUGUGGUUGUGGUGGCCACACCGAUGGUUUUAGUGGCUAUUUUGCCUCUGUCGGCCUUAUACAUUGUUUUUCAGGUCUUUUUUGUCACCACCUCCUGCCAGCUGAAACGCUUGGAAGCCGCAAGCCACUCACCCAUUUUUUCCAACAUCUCGGAAACCUUUGAGGGGAGCUGCCUCAUUCGUGCUUUCGGAGUCCAGCAGCGUUUUAUUGUCCAGAAUGAUCUCAAAGUCGAUGAAAACCACAAGGUGUCUUUCCCUGCAGUGGUCGCUGACAGAUGGCUGGCCACCAAUAUUGAGAUUCUGGGGAACACCAUUGUCCUGUUUGCAGCUUUACUCGCUGUGGUGUACAAACCCCAUCUCAGUCCUGGCAUGGUGGGCUUUUCCAUCUCCUGUGCUCUUCAGAUCACUGGCGUUUUGAACUGGAUGGUGCGUGCCUCAGCAGAAAUUGAUAACCACAUCAUGUCUGUGGAAAGAGUGAGAGAUUAUUCACAGACCCCCAAAGAGGCUCCAUGGACCUUGGAUGAUCAUCUCCAAGGUGGCCGGUGGCCCACUGAAGGGGCAAUUGAACUCAGGGGCUAUAGUUUGCGAUAUAGGCCAGAAUUAAGUCUGGCUCUGAAGAAUAUCAACCUAAAGAUCAAACCGCAAGAGAAGGUGGGCAUUGUUGGAAGAACAGGGGCUGGGAAAUCAUCCCUUGCGAUGGGGCUUCUGAGGCUUGUGGAAGCUGCUGAUGGAGAGAUUGUCAUUGACGGAGUCAACAUUGCCCAAAUGGGCCUGCAUCACCUGAGAAGCAAGAUUACGAUUGUCCCACAGGACCCAGUCUUGUUUGGGGGCUCUUUGAGAGAGAACCUCGAUCCCUUGAAUCAAUGCUCAGAUGAGGACAUCUGGACCGCUUUGGAGCAGACCCAACUCAAGACCUUUGUUUCAGAUCUGCCAGGACAGAUGGCCUACGAGUGCUCUGAAGGAGGUGGAGAUCUCAGUGUUGGUCAACGGCAGCUCAUCUGCCUGGCUCGGGGUUUACUUCGGAAAGCCAAAAUCCUGAUUCUGGAUGAGGCCACUGCAGCUGUGGACCUUGAAACAGACCUGCAGAUUCAGGCCACCCUAAGGAGUCACUUUAAGGAGUGCACAGUUCUGACCAUCGCCCAUCGGCUAAAUGCCAUGAUGGAAUUUGACCGAAUUUUAGUGAUGGAAAACGGACAAGUGGCCGAAUUUGAUACCCCUGAAGCACUGAGAGUCCAGAAGGGACUAUUCUACAAAAUGGCGGCGGACUCAGGGCUGGUGAGGUGACCGAGUUGAAAGAACUGACUGAACGGCUGCUUCGUUUGAAAAAAAAGGACAUUUUCUUAAUUUUCUGGCUGUGAGCAGGGAGAGCUCAAUCCUUGGCUUGUGAAACGACCGACGUUUUCUCUCGCUGCGUAAGCACCGAGCAGAUGGCGAACAGAAGUCUCGAUCUUCCCGGCUUAAUUUCAACAUGGCCACAAUGCUGGAGCCAGCAUGCACUGACUGUGAUCCGUGCUGCGAGCUGAAACCACGCCUGGCUCGAGCAGAUGCCGUCACUGAACGCCGUCCCUGCCAGCCGAAAACACUUCGCAGAUGGUUGCCGGGACGCACUGCAACAGCCUGCAUUUUGGCGCGAUCAUGUCAGGGAUGGCACCCAUUUACUCAUAAUCUCUUUUGCUGCCCUGUGGCUUUGUCCCCAAUUAAAGCGACGUGGUUGCAGAAAUAGUACACGCUUAAACUGAUCAGCAAAGCCAACUCUUGCAUCCUGUUGGAGACUGGUCGAAAUAUCAGAACAUCAGGAUAACAAGAGUUGGAAAGGGAGCCUUAGAGGUCUUCUAGUCCGACUCCCUGCUUGAGCAGGAAAUCCCUUACCAUUCCAGACAAAUGGAAGUCCAGUCUCUUCUUAAAAGCCUCCAGUGAUGGAACAACCCACAAUUUCUGGAGGCAAGCCGUUCCACUGGUUAGUUGUUCUCAUCGUCAGGAAAUUUCUCCUUAAUUUAGGUUGGACCUCUCUUCUGUCCGUUGCUUCCUGUCCUGCCCUCAGGUGCUUUGGGGAAUAGCUUGACUCCCUCUUCUUUGUGGCAGCCCCUGAGAUAUCGGAGCACUGCUAUCAUGUCACUCCUAAUCCUUCUUUCCAUUAGACUAGACAUUUCCAGUUCCUGCAACCAUUCCUUGUACACUUUAGCCAGUGGUGAAAUCCAGUUUUUUUUUACUACAGGUUCUGUGGGCGUGGCUUGGUGGGCAUGGUGUGGCUUGGUGGGCGUGGCAGGGGAAGAAUACUGCAAAAUCUCCAUUCCCACCCCACUUUGGGGCCAGCCAAAGGUGGUAUUUGCCGGUUCUCCGAACUACUCAAAAUUUCCGCUGCCUGUUCUCCGAAGUGCUCAAAAUUUCUCCGAACUACUCAAAAUUUCUGCUACUGGUUCUCCGAACUGCUCAAAAUUUCCGCUACCAGUUCUGCAGAACCUGUCAGAACCUGCUGGAUUUCACCCCUGACUUUCUAUAGUCUCAACAUCCCUUUUUUUUUUUGGUAUAUUUUUGUAUACAUUGCAAACUUAAUAGAUGUCAGCCUCCCAGAAGAUGCUAUUGUCCCCUCGCCGCAUGUUCCCACAAUGUCUCAGUUCCCAACUCACCUUGACCUAAUCCUGAUGCAAUCAUCUAUUGAAGCAAAAAAUCAACUAGCACAGGGCAGUUGAGAUGCCUUCUCACCGUCAACUCUCCCUCCCUCCCUCUCCCUCUCUCUCUGUCUGUCUCUCUCUCUCUCUCUCUGUCCCUCUCUGUCUCACUCCUUCUCAGCCCCUCCUCCAGCUUGCAAAAAGAGCUGGAAUACUCAAGCCCUUCUUUGUAAAGGGUGGGGGGAUCUGCUUUCACUGCCCUCCUGCAUCAGAGCUGCCUCUGAAAGGAGAGGAGGCCCGAUGUGGUUUUGCUAAGGCCGAGCUGGUCUCCAAAACCAUGGAGCUACAGCAAGUGAUGGUUCUGUUCUCCAUGUUUGUGGUUGGCGUCUCAAAGCGUAAGUAGAAGGAACCGUGGAAACUACACCACCACCCCCCGUGUGUGUGUGUGUGUGUCUUUCAUCGGAUUUUAUCCAGCCAAACUAUUUUAAUGGAGGACUUUGUAGCAUUUCAUAUGGGAAGGAACUGGCGAUAGGCUACCAAGGUUGGCCAAAGUUGAGUGAAAUCACACCUGUCGACUUCAAGGGUUCAAAAGCCAGCCAGGUGGUUGGUCAGGUCUCUCAAAAAGAGAGAUGGUUUCAUGUGCUUUCAAUGCCGGUUUGGUAAAUCUCCCACGCGAUUCUGAAGCUUAUCUAAGAUACCACAUAUCUGGCUUUGCAGUUUAUGUUUCUCUCGCUAUUCUGGUCGUGGUCACCAGUCAAAACCGAAGACCGUUUUACCUGGUCGGGGUGGGGGGGAACCAAAUACUUUUUUUUUCUGAAUAACUGGAAAUCUUACAUGGACUUUCUUUGAUGAAAGAAAACAAGACUGAAAUUGAUCAUUUCGAGGUUAAAAAGGGCCAGAGCGGAUGGAGGGAAAAAUUGAAAUGAUAAUUACUCCACAGAACAGCAAAAGGCAUUACUCUGUGUUUUCUUUUCUUUUCUUUUUUUUUGCAUACGUUUAUUGUAUCCAAAAAGCCUAAUAAAAAAAAUAUAAAACAAGAAGAAGUAGAAAAUUUGAAUAGAAAAGAGUUUUCUUAAACCAGGAUAUUAGGAAGGCUUGCUCAAAAUUCAGGGUAUUGGGUAUGUGUGUGUGAACACUGCAUAUUUGUUUGUGCAAAAUACCAUUCAAGGAAAUGUAUAUUAGCCAGAGUGUGUGCAUGCUUAUUUUCGUAUGAAGUUUGGAGGGGUGGGGGGGACUUUUAAAGGUCUCACCCGAGCAUUAAGGAAAGCUCGACCUGAUACAGCAAACAGGACGAGCUGAAUUGAAGCUGAGGAAAAAAGAAAAAAAAGAUCAGAAAAAAAUCUGACUUGAAUCAAUUGUUUUGUCAUCGCAGAUGUUGGAAGAACUGGAUUUUCCCAAACUGGCUCUUAAUGAAAAGGCUCUUAAUUGUGAUUGUUUCCUGAUUGCUUAUUUGUUCCCUAUGACUAUCAUUAAGUGUUGUACCUUAUGAUUCUUGACGAAUGUAUCUUUUCUUUUAUGUACACUGAGAGCGUAUGCAACAAAGACAAAUUCCUUGUGUGUCCAAUCACAUUUGUUCAAUAAAGAAUUCUACUCUAUUCUCCUGGAAAGAACACACAGAAUAGGAUUUAACUUUUCCCCCAGAUAGUUUUCUUCCCCUCCGAAUUUUGCACAAAACAGUUUUCACCACUUGUUAAACUCCUCCUUUUAUCAUCCGUAGAGAAUUUAUACUUUGGGAUAGGUAACCAGAGGCUUGUCGGAAUGCUGAAAUGGGGUGGAAUCAGGAGGAGAACAUUUGGAUCGGAACAAAAGAUGUUCUUCCUGCCUUUAGUUGGAAGGUUUCGUCUAUCGUUCUUAUAGUUCAUAUAUCACCCCAUUCUUUUCUUGAAAACCUCCCGUGAUGGAGCACCCACAAUUCCAGGGGGUGGGGCAGUUAUUCCAUGGCUUAGAUGCCAUCACUGGCAGAAAAUUUCUCCUUAGAAAUUUGAUACGAUCUCUUAAAAGUUUUAUUUCAAAAGUCAUAGUAAUAUUUCUCAGCUGUAUCAACAUUAUGAGUUCUCCAGACUACAUGUAGGAACUUCAACAGAGUUGUUAAUGCCUGGAAUGCACUACCUGAUUCUGUGGUCUCUUCCCAAAAUCCCCAAAGCUUUAACCAAAAACUAUCCACUAUUCAACUCACCUCAUUCCUAAGAGGUCUGUAAGGGGCGUGCAUAAGAGCACCAGCGUUCCUACCGUCCCUGUCCUAAUGUUCCCUUUGAUUGUAUCCAAUUCGUAUGGUUAUUUCAUGCUUAUACUUAUAUAUACUGUUGUGU
Ahaetulla prasina is the source of this 10902-nucleotide messenger RNA. It is a transcript of the gene ABCC6, whose product is annotated as ATP binding cassette subfamily C member 6. The transcript has 31 exons. NCBI's taxonomy places the organism in Eukaryota, Metazoa, Chordata, Lepidosauria, Squamata, Colubridae. The record is from RefSeq and is a predicted model, not a curated record. Bases 2760 to 7268 code for a protein of 1502 amino acids. Gene Ontology annotation, biological process: transmembrane transport. Gene Ontology annotation, cellular component: membrane. Gene Ontology annotation, molecular function: ATP binding; ABC-type transporter activity; ATP hydrolysis activity.